AUUUUGCUUCCGCUCCAUUUUAAACAUAAACUGUACUAUACUAAAGCUUUAUCUGCCUACUAGCCCAUCAAAUUUUAAUCUAGUCUGCAGUUUAUUCACUCUAAAAUGUCAGCACAGUUCGCUUAUGCUAAAAAUUUGACCAAAGACCAACCUCCUCCCCAAUGGCGGGGUGAUAUAGAUACGCUGAUGAAGUCGUCCAUCUCAUUAGUAAAAGCUGCUACUCCGCACAUGGAAAACGUCCGCGCAAAAAAACCUCCUGCGUGCUAUGGACGAGUCAAAAACCUCGAGUCCAUGGUUCCUGCUCAAUGGUGGAAGUCUGUAUUUGCAGAUGCCAUGUAUCUAAAAACAGACGGCGAUGUGGUAGAAGAUCCUGAUAUUACUAAAGGCGAGAUUGCUUUACUGGAAGCUAUGCCUGAAAUCAAGCAGAUUAUUCUUCGAGGAAGUCAACCUGACAGUAGCGAUGGCCGCAUUUCUCAAGAAAAACCUGCUCGUAUUCUUGACCUUUGUUGUGGUCAGGGACGUCACUCGCUUCAUCUAGUCAAAGAGUAUCCUCAUCUUUUUGUCCAUGGACACGACCAGUCCUCCUAUCUUAUCUCGCUUGCUCAAGAGCGUGCUUCCUUUCAAAGCGUUACUACCCAGAGCUUUUUCACCGUUGGCGACUGUCGCCAAAUUCCAUACUCUGAAGACACCUUUGAUUUGGUACUAGUUAUGGGCAAUUCAUUUGGCUACUUUUCCAACGAGGACGGUGAUCGUGCUGUACUGGCUGAAAUCAAACGUGUUCUUGCUCCUGGUGGUCGUGUUGUAGUGGAUCUUACAGAUGGAGAAUUCAUGCGCAAUAAUUUUGCUGAACACAGCUGGGAAUGGAUUGACGAUACUACAUUUGUGUGUCGUGAGCGUCAGCUGAGUGAGGAUAGACUCCGACUUAUUUCUCGUGAAAUUAUCACUGUGUCCAGCAAGGGUGUUGUGCGCGAUCAGUUUUAUCAAGAGCGUCUGUAUUCCAAGACUGAGCUUCAGCAGCUUUUUGUCGAGGCUGGAAUGUCUGUUGAUCCUGAAGGUAAAGAGUUUGCAGACAACGGCAUAGUAACCAUUGGCUAUGAUCUCAGCAAAAGAAAGGAGGAUCUGGGUAUGAUGGCACAGCGUAUGCUGGUUACUGCCUUCAAACCCAGAUCGGGUGUUUGCAGUGACUAUACUGCCCUCGAUCUUGACGUGGCUGUCGAAGAUGAUACAACUGCAUCAGGAUUCAUUCCAUCUAAUGACGAUGCAUCUAGCAUUGGAGCCAGUGCCACGACUGUUACUUCUGAAGCUCGAGAGCAUCCUGUUUUGAGCGUUGAUCAGCUGGCGAGAAAUCUAGAUGCCAUUGCUAUUCUUGGUGACAACGAAUCCAAUUUUUUACUUGAAAAGGCAAUCGUUCUCAUGGGGGAUACGUCUAUGCCGUGUGUUGGAAAGCUCGGCGACACAUGGAAUCAGGAGGAUAUUGAAACAAGAAAACAACUUGUUAAAGCACUCUAUGAUAUUGGAUAUUCUGACGAGCAACUUGAAAUUAUCGAUACUCAUAAAGAUCUUGUGCACACAUUGUCUGAAAAGUCGGUAUCGUUUGUCCUCAACUUUUGCGAUGAAGGGUAUCAGAAUGACGCGCUCAAAGAGAUGCACAUUCCUGCACUUCUCGAUAUGGCCAACAUACAAUACUCUGGAGCUGGACCCAACUGUUUGACCAUUUGCUAUGACAAGGGACUGGUCAAUAGUACUGCUAGAACCCUUGGUGUGCCUACUCCACGGGAAAUGACAUAUCUGAGCGAUGUAGCUACCUCGGCUGUUGCUGAUCUCAACAAGGUUGACCAGCUGAUUCGCGAGCAAAUCCUAUACCCUGCUUUUAUUAAACCCAUCAAGGGUGAUAAUUCUCUUGGUAUUACCAGUCGCUCCAUCAUCCACAACAAAGCUGAGCUUGCAUCUUAUAUGGACGAGCUUUCUGGCAUCGGCAUUCGCGAUGUACUUGUACAAGAGUAUUUGACAGGCACAGAGUACGGUAUUGGAAUGGUUGGAAACUCAGAAACAGGAUUCCAUUUUUUCCCUACACUCAAAGUUGAUUACUCCAAGAUAGUCGAAAAGCAGCUUGAACCAAUUCUUGGAUAUGAAUCUAAAUGGGAUCCUAGCAGUCCGUACUGGUCCGAUAUAUCUUACGUUGCCGCAAAUCUUAGUGCAGAGGUAGACAAUGAUCUUCGAAAGGCAUGCGUUGUUCUCUGGAAACGAUUUGGCUGUCGCGAUUAUGCCCGAUUUGACUUUAGAAGUGAUGUUGGUACUGGAGACAACAAAGACGGACUUGGCGGCACAAUUAAACUGUUGGAAGUCAAUCCUAAUCCUGGCUGGUGUUGGGAUGGUAAACUUGCUUAUAUGGCCAAGCUUGAUGGAAUUGAAUACAAGGACAUGCUUCGUAUGAUCAUUCAAGUCUCUUGGACACGUAUUCAGCGUUCGUUAAUUUGACGUUUUCCAGUCGCACAAACACAAUGAGCUUACUUUUACAUAUUUUACUUGCUCAUUUACUGUUUUUGGACAAUCUUGAAGAUAAACUUGACAUGAUUUAAAGUACUUUAAGAAAUACCUGUUGUUAGCUACUCAAACACUUGACAAUUUAUAACUCGCUUGCCUUUGUGGUUAUAGUUUUUAUUUACUGCCUUUAUCAUUUUGAUUCAUUUAGUUUUUGUUAUUUCAUCUGAAUUGUUUUGAAUCUGAUUUUUAUCGAGUUUACAAUAAAUAUUGAACUACUCUUUU
Messenger RNA from Batrachochytrium dendrobatidis JAM81, 2766 nucleotides. RefSeq lists its product as uncharacterized. The record is from RefSeq and is a predicted model, not a curated record. Lineage: Eukaryota; Fungi; Chytridiomycota; Chytridiomycetes; Rhizophydiales. The transcript has 3 exons. Gene Ontology annotation, molecular function: D-alanine-D-alanine ligase activity; ATP binding; metal ion binding. Bases 106 to 2478 code for a protein of 790 amino acids. Gene Ontology annotation, biological process: peptidoglycan biosynthetic process.